Homarus americanus (American lobster) is the source of this 7004-nucleotide messenger RNA. Its product is annotated as chaoptin-like. Lineage: Eukaryota; Metazoa; Arthropoda; Malacostraca; Decapoda; Nephropidae. The record is from RefSeq and is a predicted model, not a curated record. Bases 861 to 4862 code for a protein of 1333 amino acids. The transcript is spliced from 7 exons. Gene Ontology annotation, cellular component: extracellular matrix. Gene Ontology annotation, molecular function: protein binding.
CACCGCGGCGGAAGGGUGUACCAGCUGCUGUGCCAGGUGGCCGCGAGUGAUGUGCAUGCGUGUGUACCGUAGCGGGUGUAUGUGCUUGCGUGUGUGUGCGUAAUUUGACACGACUUAAUAUAGAGGAGAAUGUGAAUACAAGUGAAUAAUGCCUAAAAAUUCAUCUUACUUUUCACUAAUGAACUUAGAAAUGUACUUAUGUGUGGAGUCAAAGGAAUAACCCCGUUCAUGCAUGAUGUUUGUUUUAGAACUUAGAACUGGAGUCUUUCUCUUUGAAGACUACGGAAUAAAUCUCUUAACUGUUCACUGAGAAUUACUAAUAUCCAGCACACAUUAUAUACAUGAAGGCGAGGCUGGCAAGAGACACACGCCUUGUGAUCAAGUCUCCACACCUGGUCAGAUCAAUAGCUAUAAAACUUAGUGUUAUUUUAAUGCCUACUAAAAAUACUUAACGCGUCUCUUAUGAUUCCAGCGGUGUUGAGUUUCUGAAGGAUGAACUAUACCAGAGGUUAAACAAUAAACAAGUUGAUUAUCAAUAAUUAAGCAAAUAAUUAUCCCCCAUUACGUCAUUAAUGAGGGUGACCAAGCAAAUUGUGCCUUCACGUGUCUGAAGGUUAAUGGAUGCAUAAAGUGUGAGUUGUGGGGUAUAGACCAGCACCUACAACGCCCUCGUCAGGUAGCGCCUAGACACUCUUCUCACUAGUUCACCUGAUCGUCUGUGGAGGCGAACACACAGACGUGGAAGAUAUCUCAUGCCUCCGGAUCUUAUCGACCUGGCUCCGUCAGGUGCCUGGUAAUCCCAGCUCUAACCCACCUGGUAGUUGUGGAUCCAGUAUGGUUGGCAGCUGAGGCGGCCUAGCAUGGACUGGGUGAGGUUCACCAUCCUCCUGGUGGUGUGGGCAGCAGGGGCGGGCAGUGAAGGGGUCACCAACACCGUCUGCCCAUCCAGGGACGACAACCCCUGGUGUCCCUGUUACCACUUCGACGAUGGCAUCUUCCUGGAAUGUCCCAUGGUGUCCCUGGGCACGGUGGCUGAGGUCCUGGGAUUGGUACGACGUCCAAUUAAGUCCCUCAGCAUCUACGACCUCGACACCAACGUCACGUCAUUAAUUCCUGGAAUCUUCAGCAAUAGCGAAGGCGUUACUAUCUUGCAAAUUUCACAUUCUAAUCUUCAGAAUAUUGCGGACGGUAGUUUCCGAGGACUGGAGAAAUCCCUGCAGAGUCUGACCAUCAUGCACAGUCAGCUUACUACUGUCCCUCAAGCGGCGCUACAGAAGCUCUCCAAGUUAAGAUCAUUAGACCUGGAAGCUAAUAAUAUCACUGAACUACAAAGCUAUAGUUUUUUCAACAUGAAGUUAGUAACUCUUAACCUUAAAGGCAAUGGUAUAAAAUUAAUAUCAGAAUAUGCUUUCGAUGGCCUGGAAGACAGUUUAGAGGAUCUUAACCUAAUGAACAAUAAACUCAAGCAGCUUCCAAUACCUGCUCUGCGGCGACUUAGUAAACUGCAGUCAUUAAAGGCCACCUGGAACCAAAUCUCAGAUGUGGUCAGUGAUGGGUAUUCCCACCUCCCGGCGCUCCACGUGCUGGACCUUAGUAGUAACCACUUUACAGAGCUGACCAGCAGUACCCUGGCCACCAUGCCGGCCCUCGUCUCCCUCUCUGUGUACAUGAAUGAUAUCUCUCACGUUGCUGGUGAUACCUUCAUACAAAACUCUGGUCUACGGUCCCUUUACCUGAGCCACAACAACAUCAUGAGUCUCUCCCCGGAAACGUUCUCCUACACCAUGUACAUGAGGGUGAUAGAUCUCGGCGACAACCACCUUCACUCUAUAGAGGACGGCAUGUUUAGUAAUCUUCCUGAGCUACAGGAAGUGUUUUUAAACAAUAACAACAUCUUGAAAAUCUGUAACGAAACUUUCGCCAACUCCACUAAGAUCUCCGUCCUGUACCUCCAAAACAACGAAAUUCAUUCCAUUGAGAGUGGAGCAUUUGCCAGCAUGGAGUCACUCUCCAAUCUCCAGCUCAGUUCUAACAAUCUGGAGGAGAUUCCAUUGGGGCUUUUCUUUACCACCCGGACUUUGAAUUCCUUGAGUCUGGACGACAACAGAAUCACAUCACUGCCAGACGGCAUCUUCAGCCAACUCCCCGACCUGCGGGAGCUGAGACUACAGAACAACAGACUCAUCAGGAUCGAGGGAGGAAUCUUCUCGCCGCUCCCAAACCUUCUCGAGUUACACUUGCAGAAUAAUCUCAUAGAGGUCAUCGCCAAAGAAGCCUUUUCGUCAUUAGAAAAUCUCCAGCAUUUAAAUUUGGAAGGGAAUCGUUUGACUGAGUUACCUGAUCUCCUGAGUCGGUAUCCUGCGAACCUAAUAACACUAAAACUUUCAAAAAAUCAAAUAAAAAAUAUUCAUGCUGAUGCAUUUAGGGGACAAGACAAGCUUGAAAUAUUUUGGUUAAAUGACAACAACAUAACAACACUUUUGAAUAUAUUAGUCAGUGAUCUGUCUUCCUUACAAGAGUUGUAUCUGGAAAAUAACCAGAUCAACAACAUUCAAGAUAAAUGCUUUAAGAGCAUGAAGAAGUUGGAGCAUCUUUCACUCUCCAACAACCAGAUGCAACACGUCAGUUCCUUGUUAUUCGAAGGUUUAACAUCCCUGGAAAAACUAUACAUGGAUAAGAACAAGAUUAUGGAUAUUGAGCCACAAACUUUUCAAAAACUGAAGAAAUUGAAGGAUCUAGAUCUCUCCAAUAAUCAGAUCUUCGUCAUUCGGAGAUACAUGUUUGAAGGGACAAUCCCCAUCAUUAUGCUGAAUCUGAAGGGUUCCAUGAUCAACGAGAUCGAUCCAGACGCCUUCAGCGAUUUACUGUACCUGGAGGAACUGAACUUGAAGAGCAACAUGCUAACCCAGCUCAACAGACUUUACCUUAAUGUGCGGAGUAUUAAGACUCUUAACAUAGCAGAUAAUAAGUUUGAAAAGAUUGAAGAGGACGCACUGUAUAGUCUGCCCGUUAUGAGUACCUUAGAUAUGAGUGAAUGUCAACUUCUCCGACUACCUCCACACUUGCUGGCUGAGGCAUCGGAGCUUCGGUCUCUCAACCUGGCCAAAAACAAUUUUAAGACUCUUACUGCUGCGCUCUUCCAGAAAAUGAAAGGCCUGAAAGAGGUAGAUCUGUCUUACAACAACUUGUCUAACACUAUAAUGACUUCCUUAGAGGGUCUUUCGAAGCUCGAGGUGCUAAGACUUAGAGGAAAUCCAUUAGUGGAACUAAGUGGGUCUCUGAAUGAGAUGGCCAAUCUUCGAGAAUUGCACUUAUCUGAAACGAAGUUAAUCAAAAUGGACAACACAGUAUUUAGCAAAUUAAGGAAUUUGAAAGUACUUGAUCUUUCCAAUAACAGUCUGUCGGAAAUUCCACCGGGUAUCUUUGCCAACCUGAGUAUCGAAAAACUCAGCCUUGCGGACAACAUCUUCUACCAAAUCCCCAAUGCCAUGUUCCUGGACGGCAUGCCGGCGCUCAGGACUCUCAACAUGUCUGGCAAUCCUCUGCUGCGCGUCACUGGUCCUCUCGUCUCAGGGGGUCCCACCUUGGCCCUUCUUCAAGAGCUGGAGGCUGCAAGAACCAACCUGACGCUGCUGACGAGUCAUGACCUGUUGCUCACACCCAACCUUCGCUCCCUCAACCUCGCACACGCUGCCAUCGCCAAGAUCUCGCCCGGGUGCUUUAGAAACCUUACCAGUCUCUCCAAUCUUAAUCUUGGCUACAACCGGCUGGAGAUUUUACCUAGGGAGAGACUGCGGGGUCUCAAAACACUUUCUCACCUCAACCUGACGGGGAACAGCCUGAAGAAGCUUGACCAACUGCCCUCUGGAUCACAUUCAUUACAGGUGUUGGACGUCUCUAGCAAUAUGCUGACGGAGUUGACGGACUCGACCUUCAAGAAUGGCGAGAGUGUGGAGAAUCUGCUGCUGGGAUCAAACUGGAUUACCACUAUACACCCAAGAGCCUUCGUGCCACUCACCAGUCUCCGUUACCUCGACCUCUCCAACAACUACCUGGAGGGGCUCAGCACCGUAUCACUGGAGCCCAUCGAAAGAAGCCUGGAGACCCUCCAGCUGGGGGGGAAUCGCUGGAACUGCGGGUGCGAGGUGAGCGAGUUGUGGUCGUGGCUCCAGGACCAUCUCUCCUAUGUGUACGACCCUACCACCCUCGACUGCGAGCUGCCCAAGACGCUACGUGGUCAGUCGUUCCUGCUGAUGUCGUCCUCGACCUUCUGUCCUCAGCCAGUGAUCCUCCGUCUGGCCAUCCAGGACAUACAGAGUCAGUCGCUGCUGGUGUCGUGGCAGGCGUCCAACUCCUCCGCUGUCUAUGGCUUCAAGGUGUCGUUUCAGGUGACUGCUGGCGACGGACGGGUGUUGGGGGGCCUCAACACCCGCACCCUGCCUGCCACUCCUCGUACCUACCGCCUGGGUGAUCUACAGCCAGGGACGAGCUACCUGGUGUGUGUGCAGGGCCUCACCACAUCUCUCAAGCCCGUCAGUAGAGCCCGACCACACACUCAGCAGGACGCCCUCAGCACACAGCACCCCCUGGACCUGGACACCAAGUGCACGCGGGGGAAGACGCUGGAGCAGCCCCAGGCACAGAUCGUCCUCAACAACCGUCUGGCCAUCAUCAUCGGGGUGUCGCUGGGCAUCUUUAUCUUCGUGGUGGUGGGCACCAUCAUCUGCUGCUGCCAAAUUUGCAAGAACAAAAGGGAACCUGUCAAGCCGGAAGGUCCGGGCACCCAGGAUUAUCUCUCCUACAGACACUUCUCUAUUCCGGGCAACGACGCCAACUCCUAUGAGGGUUACACAGCGUGUUAGGAGCACUGUGAAGAUUGCACCUACGUGCUAGGAGAGCUAGGAAUACCCUAGCACCGAUUCUCAGUCCGAAAGAUAUGAACUCUUAUUUCUUGGACGCAAACUCCUAUGGGCGUUGUUACAGUGCGUGCUAGGAGCGUCAGGAACUGUGUUGUAACUUAGGUGCGAGUUAAAGGCUGUAAAAAUGCCUAAACGUUCGACAUUGUUAUGUUGUGAGUUGUGUAAACUUGGACAAGCAGAUCCAUAUUGGAGAUGGCCGGUGAUUCGAGGAAAUAUCUUGGAAUGUUUUGGGAAUCUUCUGUGAUCUUAGGAUGUACUAACUUAGAUGUGCAUCCAAAGAUUUUCUUCAAGGAGUCAGUUAGUCGGAAUAUUUGUUGUUGAAAUUCUGAAGUGUUCAUAGUGUUGGUUAUGACUGUUUCUGCCUAAGAAAUGUACAGUGUAUAGAUUUGUAAGUAAGAUAGUGAUGAACUAGACAAGUCAUGUCAAGAAUGUUUUUUGGCACUCACGCCAGUACUGGAAUAGUGCGUGUGUGUUUAUCACUUACCAGAUACACCGACCAGUGAAUCCAAAAACCCGUGUUCACAAUCAUCUGAACAAGCGCAGGUACAGAAAUGAGUACUGGUAUAGGUACAAACACAGGUUGACGGACAUUUGCACAAGAUCAGGUACAAUAAAGAUAAUUACGGUGGUCUGUUACUCCUACUUACGACUACAAUACAUUUCUGAGUGAAACAUUUACCAGUUAAACCAGUCCUGCAUUUACCAUGUAAUCUGUAAUUUCUUUUACCACUGAUAAAGGAGAGUUGAUACCAAUGAUGCAUUUACAUUCCGUUUACUACUGAAAGUUUGAUUCUUGCGGUCCAAAAUAUUGAUAGAUAUAAUAAGAGGUACAGACACUUAUCUCUUCUCCUGACUAUGGGUCACGCGCCUCUAAAUGAAUGUUAAAGGCAUUUGUUUAUAAGUCUUCGUGAAUUAUUGAGAGCCUUUAAGUGGUGAUUGUUUAAAGUGGAUGUUUAUGUGGGUUAAGUGUGAGCCUUUAAGUUCUUCUCAUGUGAUAUUUUUGGGGGAUUUUUCAGCGAGUCGCUGACAGAAUACUAAUUUUGCUUCUCUGCGAAUAUCAUGUGAAUUUUGAGUGGAUUUCACCUGAGACCAAAGUGUACCUUUACGUAAAUAUAUUGAUAAAGUUUGGUGAAUAAAAAUUCAAUGGGUCAUAAUUAAUGGAAAUUAUUCUAUCUAUAUAUUCCAAGACUGUUGUAUAUCAAUGAAAAUACAUAGAUACGCGAGUCUUCUAAGAACAAAAUAAAUACACAGAUCUUCAAGGAUAGUGUAUUUCAAUGAUGAUGCUUGUAUGAUUUAUACGUCAGAAACAAUAUACACAAAUACCCAAGACUGGUGUAUAUUAGUGAGAGUGUGAGAGUGGAUAUACACGUCAGCUGUAUAUAGUCAGUCAGCUCCGUGUCUGCUACACUUGGUUCUCGCUGACCAAGUUUUGUACAUAGUUGUAAAAUAAACACGAAAAUCAGACAUCCCCUUGGAUCCUACGCUGGCGGACUAACUCUGGUGUGGUGCUAAGUGUUUCCUUUAGGAGUGACUGUACAUUUUGGAACCUCCCUCAGUGUUGUGCGCUUAUAACACAUCAUAUUUUCUCCGAUGUUGGAAGCUUAAGACACCCGAACCUCUCUUGUUGUAUUGGGAGCUUAAAAAAAACAUUAAUUUUUUCAGUGUUGCGACCAUACCACACAACACAUUUCUCCAGUGAUAAAAGCUUCAAACACAAUAAACGUCUUCAAUGCUAUAUAGUAUUGAAUCUUUACGACACAUUAAACCUUGUCAUUUAUGUGAAAUUACAACGUGGCUUGACAGUUUCGGUGAUUUGUAAAUAGAAGCUGACGAAAAAUAACAAGAAUAACAUAAACAGAAGAGGAAAUAAGGAAAAGACAGAAAAUAAUGUAAGGACCAGAUAGUGACCAGCGAAUAAGAGAUAAAUAUAUGCAUAGAAGAGAGAGAACGAUAAAUGAGACAAAAUAUGAUAAAUGCAAAACUGUGAGUCUAAAUGAAAAAAAAAGAACGUAAAGAAAAUGAACUAAAACCAGGUACCGAUAAGAGAAAUAGCAAAAGAUGGUUGUAAAAAGAUAAAUACUAAAA